Messenger RNA from Acipenser ruthenus (sterlet), 7179 nucleotides. Its product is annotated as proline-rich protein 5-like. NCBI's taxonomy places the organism in Eukaryota, Metazoa, Chordata, Actinopteri, Acipenseriformes, Acipenseridae. Gene Ontology annotation, biological process: TORC2 signaling. The coding region runs from base 597 to 1775 and encodes 392 amino acids. The transcript has 9 exons. Gene Ontology annotation, cellular component: TORC2 complex. The record is from RefSeq and is a predicted model, not a curated record.
UCCAAACGAUGCAUUCUCAAUGCAUUGAUUAUUAUUGAAACUGUUCUUUGCUAUGUCAAUGUUUGUUGAUUUAAAAAAAAAAAAAAAAAGUUUCCAGGGCCAAAUUAAGACCAGUGCGAAUCUAAACAAUGCUACUUAGCUGUUCAGCGCCUGUCCCAUUUUCUGGUAAAUGAAACAAAAGUAGUUAUGCAUGUUUUUGUAGAGAGGCGGAUGUAGCCUGAACUCGGGGUCUGGCACAUCUCCAGCGGUAGUAAAAAGCUGCACAGCACCUUCCAGCACUACACGCACACUGAGACAGUGGCUGGCACUGACUGACAAGGCGAAACAAAACAAGAAUAAAAAAAAUAAAGAAAUCGGAAUAAAAGAUCCCUGAGCGCAGAUAUUGGAAACGGCUCGCUUCGGUCUGGAAAUGAUCAAGAGUGGGUCGUUAUGACUUUCCGAUUCCAUAAUAAUAACCCAUUAGCCGAUCGUGCGUUUUUAAGUGGUGUAUUAUGUUCGAUGUCCUUUUCCAAUUGUUGGUACCUCAUGACUGCUACUGACAUCCAGUCCUGUCGCCUUUCGCAGACGCUCUAAGAAAGAAAAAACGGUUGAAGUUAAUGACUUCUACCAGCCUCAGCGACCUGAGCAAGAGCGAGAAGGCAGCCUUGGAUGAACGGGGGACGCAGCACAGACGGGCCGGGGCCAACGCCACUUGGAACAGUAUCCACAAUGGAGUGAUUUCUGUGUUCCAGAAGAAGGGGCUACCAGAGAACGAACUGUACACCCUCAAUGAGGGUGUGAGACGGCUGUUGAAAACAGAAUUGGGAUCAUUUUUCUCAGAAUACCUCCAAAACCAAUUACUUACAAAAGGAAUGGUCAUAUUAAGGGACAAAAUCCGAUUCUAUGAAGGUCAGAAGUUGCUCGACUCCUUGGCCGACACAUGGGACUUCUUCUUCAGCGACGUCCUGCCUAUGCUUCAGGCCAUCUUCUAUCCUGUACAGGGGAAGGAGCCCUCAGUCAGACAGCUGGCUCUCCUGCACUUCAGGAAUAUCAUCACACUCAACAUUAAACUGGAGGAUGCCAUUUCCCGCCCGCGGGCCAGAGUCCCUCCCUCCAUCAUCCAGAUGCUGCUGAUAUUACAGGGGGUGCACGAGUCCAAGGGAGGGACGGAGGACUACUUGAAGCUUGAGGCCUUGAUCCAGAAGGUGGUGUCUCCGUACCUGGGAACCCACGGGCUCUUCUCCGACGACGGCCAGGCCACUCACUGCACCUGCGUUCUGGAGAAGCGUUACCUCCGGCGCUGCGCCAAGGCGGGCGAGGUGAUCGGGAAGAAUCCGGUGGUGCGCUCCAAGAGCUACAACAACCCCAUGCUGACCCCUGUGGUGGAGUACGAGUGCGAGGUGGGCUCUGCUGGCAGCACGGGCAUCAGGAGGCACUCCGUCUCCGAAAUGACCUCCUGCCUCGGGCUGCAGGGCUACUCCAACCUCACCACCAUCAUGGACGCUGGCUCCAAAACCUCCAUGGCCAAAACCAGCCAAUCGGAUGAGCAGGACCUGUCAGGAGGGGGAGGAGCUUCUCCGACCUCCAAUCCAGGACUCUUGUGUGAGCAGGACCCCGAGGGGGACAAGCACGCUGCCUCCCUGCAUCCCUCGCAUUCCUCCAGCGCCGAGACCACAGUGGACCAGACCCUGGAGUCCACAGACUCCGACUCGGAGGGCAUUUUUAUUGAUUUCAGCCACCGAUGCUCCAACUCUCCCGGGUACAGCAGGGAGACCAGCAGACAAAGCGUGGUGUAGGAACGCAGGGAGAAGCGGAGCAGACUACUUGUGUGACAAUCAGCAAUGCAUGACUCCAGGCCAAGUCAUUUCUUGCCAGAUUUGCUUGUCAAAACAUCUCGAUUUUUGUUUUUUUUUCUUUGAAAACAGCGUUUUGUUUCCACCUAUUUCAUGCCUAAUAUAGGCCCGCUAUUGCUGUCCCGAGCUAAUGUUGAGUCCUUGCUGAGCUGUUGAUUACUGUAACUCAUUGCCUGCUGGUCUCCUAGGAGCCUAAUUGAAUAUGAUGCACACGAUGCUGCAGCCAGAAUACUUGCCUGCCUGUCAUUUUUCACAGUUUCUAAGGCCACUACAUUGGCUACCAGUGAAGCAUUGCAUUGAUUUUCCAACUCCUCCUGUAUCAGACAAGCUAUGGCACUGGCCCUGUCCAUUUGAGUUACUUAUGCCAUGCAAACCAGCCUGUACUUUGAGAUCUGCCAAUAGUGGUGUAAUGCAUCUCCUCCUAGCAGCUGAUGAGUUAAUAAUACUGACAUCCGUACUUGGCUCUCUGCUACAGAGCUUGCUCUUUUAAAGGUAAGAUGUUCCUCUUUGAACUGUAUGGUUCCUGCCCAGCCCUUGCCUUCCCAUUCAAUUCAAUGGGUUGAGAUGCCGAUUCAUUGAAGGGGCCUCUUGGUAAUUCCAAGAACUUGAUUAAAACCAUUUCAUAAAAGCGAUUUGCGAGGAAUCGCUGUCGCAGACCCCUCGCAGGUUGCAAUUUGUGUUUCAUAAAACUUUGGCAGGGCUGCGACGUCGUAGAUUUUCACUAGAAACCUGCGACUGACAGACAGCAGUCGCAAGUAGCAAUUACCAUAGCAGAUCCUGUUUCAGGACAUACCGUGGCGCUCGUACUACUAGCUCACUGUGGAACUGUACACUUUAUUGAACAGAUUUCUCAGGUAAAACAUUCUGAUGACAAUAUGAACCCCCACCGACCCCACCACCACACACAGUACACAGUAUGCCGUGCAGCAAUUAUUACUUUAAUAAUAAUAAUAAUAAUAAUAAUAAUAAUACAAACCAAAUUAAAUGUGUACAAUAAAUAAGUUAAAUAACACACAAACGUGAUACAAAUAAAUAAAAUGGAUCAAACUCAAGUAACAAAAACAGUGACAAGCGCCUCCUUCUCACUAGAUAAAAUCUAAAAGAAACCCACCAGAUCCCCAAAUAACGAAGCUUUGUUGCAGCGGCCACCUGCAUGUUAUUACCUGCCCCACACGUUUAAAUAGUGAGGCUAAACGCAGCUUGAUUAUCAGGCAAGCCCCUAAAGACUAAUACAAGUGUCAAGGUAGCGAGUAUGCUUAGCUGGCUAUAUACGUUUCAUCCAAAAGCCCAUUUUCAGCUGAGUAGAAAGAACAGUAAGCACAGAUCAGUACACCUUUUCUUUAAAUCCGUUUGCUGCACAGCGUUGCUUUUUUUGUUCUCCACAGCUGAAGGGCUUUCCUUGUGUAUGUAUAGAACUUCAAAGUACAGCCUGUCACUUUUCACAGCUCCAAGUCUCUUGUCGACAGGGAUUUUGGUUUUCCUCAAUGAACUUUUAAAGCUUUUUCAUCUCUCUUUUAAUUUCGUUCUGUUUGCUAGAUCUAUCCAUUUCUUUCUUAUUUGUGUUGACCAGCCCCAUUUCAAUAAUUGUAUAUUUUGUUUGUUCUUAAAAAAACCUUCACUAACUCGGUGCCCUCGAUUACAUCAGGCAACAAUGGCACUGUCUCUGAUACGAUGCUCAUAUAUUAUUAUUUUUUAAAUCCAGCCUCACAAGCCAGAAUUGUUCAUAUGCAGUACAUUAUGUGUUGCCAGGCAGAAAAAAAAAGUGCUACACAAGAAAUGGAAUCUAGUUACAUAAAUAAAAUAGCAUUUCUCAUUUCAUAAAUGCCUGGGCAUUACAGGGUUAAAUCAUGGGGCUGUAGCUUUACAGGAGCAAUAACAAACGCUUGUCUAUUCAUUCUAGUGCUGGGACGAACAUGGAAUUUUCAUGUUUGGAUAUACGCUCAUAAUUAAAAUAUUCGUUAGGAUAUUCGUUCGUUUUCAAAAAUUAAUAAAAGCCAUUAUAUUGCUCUGAACGCAGGCAGAGACAGCAUAGCAGCAGGGGCAGGGGGGCGUGGCCCCUGUGUGUGUGCCUUUAUUUUACAGCAAGACGUUACACUAUGCAACACGUUAAAGUAAAAACAUAUCCCAGAGUAAAGAAUAUACCCCAGUGAAUUAACUACAAAACAAAGGAUGCCAAAUAACAAGUUAAACGUUGUUCUGUUUAUUCCCAAAAUAAAUAGUACAUAAAUUUGACAACACAUUUUAUUAACUUUUUUUAUUAAACGUUUCUUCGCAGUAAACAGUGGCCAUCAACACGUUUUCAUAAAGUAAUAACAUGAGGUUCACUUGUGCCUUAUUAUAGCUGAGCAAGCAAACUAAAACUGAAAUUUAACUUUAAACACUUCAAAUAAAACAAAGGUGGAAAUGGUAUUGUAAAACGAAUGGGGGAGAAAACUCACUGUUUUGGUUCUCGUUUAUUACAUUCCACAAAACAAAGUCACAACAAAAAAUACAUAAUAUAUACAAUCUAUAUAAAAAUCACUAGACAACAUUUCCAGCAAGUUGGGCACUGUUUAAGCGAGGCAUUUCAGAAUGAUGUGCUUGCCUUUUUUCAGUCCCAUGAGAUUCUUACUCGCUCUAAAGCAACACAACGCAUUUUUGUCCCAGGUGGCUUUCCAUAGAGAUCACUAUGCAUGCGUGCGCAUAAUCUGGGUUGUUUACUCUUUGCUGUCUAAAACUUUUAAAUAGAGGCUCCAGAGCUGCUGUGGUGAUCGUGUUUUGUUUUAUUUAUUUUUUUUAUCUAUAUUAAUCUCACAUAUCACACUGAGCUCUUUUUCAUUUACCAUUUUUGAAACUGUCGCGCAACUUCUGGUGAGGCGAUAAAUAACUUAAGUGCAAGAUAUUUUUGUCAUUUCUAGCGAAUACGAACAUCUGAUUUUUGCAUCCAAAUACAUGUCAAAAAAUAUUCAUUUGAAUAUUCGGAUAUUUGUCCCAGCACUAACUCAUUCUGAGAAUCACAUACGGAAAGACCCUUAGACCAUGGAGGUGCAGACCUGUAUUCUGUGAGCAGGUUUAUAUCAUGGAGAGUCUUGUUUAUUGUGGGAUUUCAGAGAUGAUACAGCGGAAACCCCCUUUUUUUUGGUAUGUCAUUCAUUUUUGUUAGUUUCGCUAUGACAGUUUAAUUGCUGACGUGUAUAGCUGGUAAUUUAGCUGUAAGCAUAUUAUAAAACUUUUAUGGUUGCUAUAAAUCUGUAAAUUUUUUCAAGAUUGUUAACAAAUCCAGCAGAUAGAGAGGGGUUCACAGCAUUGGACAUCCUGGUGGCUUUUUUUGGCUUGAAAAUAUCAUGUAUAUGUUUAAAAUAUAUAUAAUCUUAAAAUUAUGGGGGAAACCAUUGGUAAAGUGGGAACAUUUUCCAGUGAAAUAUGAAUCAGUACGCAUGCCGGUAGUCCGUUAAACUCUGAGGGUACGCGUCUCAAAGGCACAUAAUUGCAUUUGACAAAAUAAUUUAUGAAGUAGAGAACAAGAGAAAUGUGCAGGCAAUAACCGUAUUUCAAAAGAAGCUUGACGGUUGAUCUGAAAUAAAGCUUAAAACUGUUAAUAAACCACUGACACAUUUAUCUUCAUCUCGAUAAACUUGUCACCUUUCCACAGUGCAUGCACAAUGCUACUGUACGCUACAGUGCAACAGCACCGCUUGUUGGGAGAAAAGGGUAUGGCAGGCAGAACCUAAUAAGAACAAGACUAGAAAUGGGUAAAUGACCUGUUUCCAUAAUGUGACACCCUGUAGUAUUAAAAUGAUCACAGUGGUGGCAUAAUUCCACCUACUGAACUGAUCAUAGAAAGUAUUCAAAUGUGUUUGUCAGAUUUGUUCAUUUAACCACGUGGGUCAUUCCAGCUUACAUGGAAAAACAGGAGAAUUUGGCUAAAAACAAAUGGUCUUGAACGAGACUGGAACGUUGGAAGAAUGUAACGUUGCUAACGAGAGGAGGCUUUCAGCCCAUGUCAGCGCGUCCGGUUCCCAGGAGCUGAUUGAUCUCGAAACUUUUUCAGUUUGGGUUUAUAUAUCGUCAGAGGAGGCACACCCUCCCUAGAAUGUGGUCUACCUGAGCUGGAGUGACCCAGGUACGACCAACAGGUUCUCGUUUAGAAGAGAGGGGACAGGCAAUGCAUUUUUUAAGUCAAGACAUCUUGUGCUAUUAAAACAAACAGCUUUUCUUUACUGGAGAAUAAUAAUGUCACAGCAUUUAGACUUGCUUGGUUUUAGUGCUCAGAUUUGCCUUUAGGGUGGGUUUCAAUUGAACUGGCUUAAAUAUAAGCUGCCACUGACUGAAGGUUGACAUGAACGAGGGGAGUCGCCUCCCAAGUCCAGUGUUUGCUUUACUUUUGGUGAUGUACAAAGAUUUCUCUGUCAUCAGAUGAUCAUAUUUGCAGGAUUCCAAUCAGUAAUUACAAGCUUUGACUCAGUAAUCAACAGAGGUGCUCAAUGUGCCCAUGGUCUGAUUUCAAAAGCUUUGGGGAUUUCACACUGUAAAUUUCAAUCAGAAAGUAUUAUUACAGUACAGGUGAUCUAGGAACAGGUAUGCUUCAUUUGUAAUGAUUUUACAAUUCAGUUUCUGUUGUUGUGCUUUAAGAUUUUUUUACUUCCUUGUACCUAAUCACUUCCUGUGCAGUCAGCACAGGAAGUGAUAAAGGUACCAGGAAGCAACAGAACAUGUACUCUAUCCUAUUUUGUAUUUAAGAAAUAAUAUCAAAUUAGAAUAAACAAGCAAGAUGUAUUCUGUACCAGGAGAAGGGGAGCUGUGAUACAUUGAUUGUAAAGCCUUGGAUGUUGCUGUUAUGAAUAGGCAAAACAUGAAAGAACUUCACUGUGGAGUUUCUAAAGAGGGAUUCAACAUAACAGAUAACUAUAAAACCAGGCAUGAGUUGUAAUUGUGCACUGACUACAGUAUGAAGUGGUCUUGAUGUAAAAAAGAAAAUCAUAGCAAUACAACAGGGUGCAUUUUCAAUCCUCAGCUUUUUCUCCGCUUGUAACAGUGCUCUAUUUGAAGCUGCCAGUAGGUGGCAGUAUUGCAUAAGGAUUUGUAUGGAGAUCUAUACAUACAGUAAUUGAAUGCCUUUUUUCUGCACAGGAUUGUAAAAAAAAAAAAAACACUUUUACAAUGGAACCCACUCCAGAUUUUGUACACAAAGCUGUAAGAUUUUAAUACUGCAGUUAAACUUUUGGUAGAACAAAUCAUGAUCAUGUUACUUAUGCUCUUAAUGUGAUUUUUAUUCUGUGUUUUUUUGUCUUUCUACGACAUCUUUGAUAAAUGUCAAAGAGAAAAAUAUGUGUUACUUUUAAAUAAAGUUGUGUUAUCAAAACGCUUA